GCUGUAAAAGCAAGCCCCAGCAUCGUCACACAUUUCUACUUUCGCGCACCCAGCCUCACCACCAGACGAAUUAUACUACUGCCAUCAUUACGAUUUCGAAGUCUCAUGUGUAAUGCCUCCUUCGCAGAGUAUGACUUGUAAACGUGCCUCUACCUAAGCCGACCCGAUUUCGUGGCCCGCGACUUGAACGGCCCUGGCAGUCGUACAGUACAGGUUACCAGUAGUGCAGUGCUACUGUGGUAGACUGACCGGCCCAUCUCCUCUCCUCUCUUGUGGCCUCUUACAUACUCGGCUCUGUUUGCAACGUUGUGUACUAGUUCACUGAACCCCCAUUUCGGCCCAUCUCGUCAAGAGCGUUCCUCAGUCCAUUCCAGCGGUCCAGCACUCCGGCCGACCACCGACGAGGGCGAAGAGCAGCCAGCCAGUCUAUCAAGCACUGCAGUCGAGCAAGAGACAGCCAGUCCAGCCCAGCCCUUUUCAAUCGACCGAGCUACCAACCGACCACUGCAGCAUCACCCCCAGAAUCCAAGUCCAAAUCCAAGCUCUACAGUCAUGGCCACCCCUUCAUCACCUUUUCCUCGCGGCGGCGGCGGCGCUGGUCCUACCAACACUACUACUACCACUACUACAGGCACUCCUCCUUCCCACCCAGCCCACACCCUCCUCAACCGCGCCCACUCGCCCGACACCGCAGCGCGAAUCUUCACAGACAAAAUCAAGAACAAACCAUUUUUCCUAGCGACGACGUCAACAUCAGCGUCCGCCGCGCCAGAAGACAAACGCGCGCUCAGGAGACAUAUCCGUCUACGAAAGAAGGAAUACUACUUGCGCAAGAGACGGCCUCGACCGCUCAGUGCGAAGGAAAAGCGAGAGCUGGGCGUCUACAAAUUGGAUCGAGAGGCUGUGACAUAUGAGACGUAUGAGGGUUUGAAUCGGUUGUGGAAUGCGUAUAUGCUUGAGGUGUUGGGGUUGAUGCCGAAGCCACAGAUGCCACAGCAACAGCAACAACAACCACAGCAGCAGCAGAAGAGGCAACAACAGUCCUCUGUCAAACAAAUCAAUCCAAAUAGCCACGGUAGUCUGCUCGCAAGUGCGGAUUUUCACGGCGCCGAAGUCGAAGUCGUCAGAUGUGCGGAUCCAGGGAGGGUCGGGACCCGUGGGAUCGUGGUCAGAGAUACAAAGUAUACCUUUGUCGUUGUUACGCGGGUGAAUCAGGUCCGGACGCUGCCGAAGAGGAAUACGGUGUUUCGAUAUGAAGUUCGACUUGGGGAUGAACAGAGAGGAGAGGAUCUGGAGCAAGGUGAAGAAGAAAAGGAACAGCAGCAGCAGCAACCACCGCAGCAACAGAAUCAACAGCAGCAACAGCAAAAGUUGGUCUUUGAGGUCCAUGGGAAUCAGUUCGAGUUCCGACCCGCUGAGAGAGCGAAUAGGAAAUUCAAGUGGAAGGCUAUGGAUUACUUGUGAUUUUGUGCUCUGUCUUUUCGAGCAGUCACACUGAUGACUGAUCGGCUGCGAUGACAACUGCUGAUCAGUUGCUGGUACUAUCGGGUGCUUUGGCUUGAUCAUGACUACUUAUCUACCUAAUGAUUACGGCAGUUUGAUGACACAACCUCACGAGAAUAAUAAACUACACCACCAGUACCUCUAUGUACGCAAUGCGCUUGCUGCCAAGGACGUGUGGUGUUGACGGCACUCGCCACUCCUGGUCGCUCUCAACGUAGCCGCGAGAGGCUAUACUGGGACAUUCACGAACCUAAGCAGAGACUCAAAUGAUUGAACUGGUGAUGCAACACUUUUAAAAACCGUCUAAAGGCGCAACUCAAAGAAGAAUAAAGUCGUGGUCUUGAAAACAAGUCCACUGUCAUCAGUCACAUUGCUGCCCAUUCCACGCUAAAUGUCCUAACACCACCGUUAGGGUCUGCUCCGCCCAACAGGAAUCCUUUCUUCACGCCGGUGCCUAGUCUCCCGCCACCAACGAUAUCCAUAAGAUCGAUCUCUUCGUCCCAUUCGGUCCCGACGGCAAGGAAGUGGGAAUGGAACCGCAGAGGAUCGCCGGGAUACACGGUAUACUGACACCCAAACCGUAGGCCAGGGGUCAUGAAGUACCCUCGUUCAUGGAGAUGUCUGUAAAGAGGAUAGGAUGAUGGUAAGUCCUGGACACCUAGCUUUGAGGUCGACGGCGGUGUCGGAAGCAGGAGCCGAGACGUUGCAGGGGUGACGUGGUAAAUGCCGGCCACGGCGGAUUCGGGCGUCACCUUUGCCCUUACAUCUGAGGCAGAUUGAGUCGUCUCAAGAGCGCUGUCGCCUCCUUCAACUCGAGUGGAUGUGACGGCUUCGCGACGCUCGUCAGAGUCAAACAGCGAGGAAGACCCUUCAUCAGCUACUUGGUCUGUCUCUGUUGCGGACGCCUGAACAGGGAUUUUCUUGGGCGGUGGGCGUUUCUCCAAGGCACGUUUCCGCGAGGCUUCUCUCUCCUCUGCCCGGAUUUGCUCGAACUGCUUCGACUGCUUCUGUAGUCUCGCCAAAUAAUCUGCUGCGCGUCGAGCACGAUCGUUGGACCGGAGUGCCUCGUCAUGGGCGCGGGGGUCAUCGACAAUAAAGGCCACCCCCUUCUCCACUAGCAGCUGAGCCUCUUCUGGCAUCACCUCCACGGGCACGCCGAGGAAGAGAUUCUGCGACGGACUCAAGGGAAGAGUACCGAUGGUUGUGCCGCAAACACGGUGCUGCCGUCGAAGAAAAGUGGCGAUCUUGACGUCGAAAAGCAGAUAUCUUCCGCCCACCAGGGAGAUGGGCACAGGAAGAUCCGGAUCAUAGUCGAACCCAAGGUCUCCGGAAGCGUCCAUUGUGGAAGCUCGUGUGGCCUAUGCAAGCGCAGGGCUUUCGCAUUAGUUCAUGAGCUGGACAAAGCAGGCCAGAACGUAAACAUAUAGAAAAACAAGAUUUCGAUCAUAUUUCAACAACG
Molecule: messenger RNA, 2962 nt
Organism: Exophiala dermatitidis NIH/UT8656
Lineage: Eukaryota; Fungi; Ascomycota; Eurotiomycetes; Chaetothyriales; Herpotrichiellaceae
Product: ribonuclease P subunit P29
Exons: 1
Coding region: 553-1464 (303 amino acids)
Biological process (GO): rRNA processing; tRNA 5'-leader removal
Cellular component (GO): ribonuclease P complex; ribonuclease MRP complex
Molecular function (GO): ribonuclease P RNA binding
Source: RefSeq, a predicted model, not a curated record